This is a messenger RNA of Saccostrea cuccullata (small rock oyster), 1735 nucleotides long. RefSeq lists its product as uncharacterized. NCBI's taxonomy places the organism in Eukaryota, Metazoa, Mollusca, Bivalvia, Ostreida, Ostreidae. Gene Ontology annotation, cellular component: mitochondrion. The record is from RefSeq and is a predicted model, not a curated record. The transcript is spliced from 2 exons. The coding region runs from base 181 to 717 and encodes 178 amino acids.
UUUUUCUUGACUAUUUAGAGAGAUAAUAUGUAGGUACAUAAAAUACAUGGAUAAAGGAAUAUAUACCCGGAUUAGCUAGCUAGCUGAACAGUUGAAAUAGAGUGCAGAUUACACCAAACUUAAAUUAAUAUGAUCAUAGUGCCUACACUUACGUACCAAGUCAUCUGACAUCGAUAAGGAAUGGGAUUCUUUAGAGGCAGAGUUGUCUUCUUAGUGAAGCAUUUAGAGUUUCAGUCAUUCAGGAGCCUGUCUCAGAGCCAUGUCAAGCGAAUUCUCCAACACAACACAGGUAUGAAUCAGGAAGUCAGAAGAAACAGUGGCAAACCCCUUAAAGAAAAAGUAACAGGACAGUGUUCAAGCGGUGUAUUAUCCAGCAAUGAAGAGGUGUUAAUUUCAAACUCUCAAUUUAACAGUAAAACUUGUGAUAUUGCCAAUAAGGAAGAGAAUGACCCUGGUUUAAGUGCUUUGGUCAAUGAGAAUAUAAGCCAUCCUCAUCGUAGUUGUUCUAAAGACAUUGUGCUGGGUAAGGGGAUUCCCCCUGAGCCCCCUGUGGACUGCUGUAUGAGUGGAUGUGCCAACUGUGUGUGGAUCAUGUAUGCAAAUGAACUGAGGAAAUAUUACGAGAAAGACGGAAAUGAACGUGCCAAAAAAGAAAUAGAAAAAAUUGAAAAUCCAUCACUCAAAAUGUUUCUCAAACUCGAGCUUGGUCUUUUAUAACAUUGUGAUUUAAUUAUAUUAAAGCUAUCAUAUAUCCAUAUAAUUAACUCAGGGAUCUGUUUUACUAAAGGAAUUUUAAUUUAGACUAAAAAAUAUGUUGCCAAAAUACUUUUUUGUGUUUGACGAUAAAUUUAAAAACAGCAAUAAAUUUUAAAUUUUGUAAAAGAUAUUGAAGGAUGAAUAAUUUUUGCAGUAAUUUAAAACAGGACAGUUUUUUUUAAAAAAAGGUUAAAUUUGGACUGUGCCACUGCAUCAUGAAUUCUUUAGUAAAAUGGGGUCCAGAUCUGAAUGUGAUACCAUUCUUUUUUCAUAUCAUUGUUACUUAGUUUGUUGCAUAAUUUUGAUGUGAAUGUAAUUCAAUACUCCAAUUUGACUUUUUAAUGACAUACGAGGUAUUAUGUAAACUUUUAAUUCUUCAAAGGGUAAAUAUAAUAUAUAAUUCAUGUAAAACUGUUAUUUCAAAAUUUUCAAAUUUAAUCAUUACAAUUUUGAAAAGCAUAAACUUGCCUUGAUUAUCAAAAUUCAAAAUAAGAAGAUACAGGUUGAAGCUUGAUCUGUUGCCUAAAGCCUGUUUGUUUUUUGUAUGCAAAAAAUGUUUUAAUAAUUGAAAAGAAAUAUUAAAAUCAGAAAAUAUUGUUUUUCAAUCCCUUUUUACUCAUAAAGUUUAAAACUGUUAUUUUUUUUCCUUUUUCAUUUAUUUUAGUUUCUUUACCCUUUUUGUUAUUACCACACCCCACCAACUCGCAUGUUAGAAAGUAUUCUAUUUGUAUAAAAUUCCCUCCUGUUUAUAAAACUUAGAUUAUUUGAGUUUUAUUUGCAUGUAUGCAGAAUUUUACUUUUCAUAUGCUGAUGAAUUUUAUGUGUGAAUUUUUAUCUACUUUACAGAUAGAAAAUUGAAACUGAUAUUAUUUUAUGCAUAAAGAACUUGGUAUUUUAAAUCGGUAUUUGUUCGAUUAAUUUAAAUUUUAUUUUAUUAUUUGAUUGUAUCUUAAUUGCCACUAGUCAAGAUUUUUAAAUU